Molecule: messenger RNA, 276 nt
Organism: Ustilaginoidea virens
Lineage: Eukaryota; Fungi; Ascomycota; Sordariomycetes; Hypocreales; Clavicipitaceae
Exons: 2
Coding region: 1-276 (91 amino acids)
Source: RefSeq, a predicted model, not a curated record
AUGAAGAUUAUAUCCCGCGUGGUCGUCCAUCUCAUCAGCGCCAUCACCGUAGUUGUCGUUGUCUUGAACUCUCCACUCCUUCUUCCCUUGUAUGGGCGUAUACGCUUCUACAGCCAAGGAAGCUUGUCAUUAGCACCUCAAGUCGAGCCGAUCGGCAUCGGUGGCUGGGUGCCUCUGUUCCAUUCUGCUCUCGAACUGCACAAUGCCAAGAGUCACAAGUCGCUAGGGCGACUAUGCUUAGGCCGGGCCGGAAUGGCCGCUCUUGACUGCUGGUAG